GUUGUUUUGCUUCGCCAUGGCGAAAGUGAGUGGAGUGCAGAGAAGAACUUCGCAGGAUGGAUGGAUGUGGACCUCACAGAGUCUGGCAAGAAAGCGGCAGCAGAUGCUGGAAAGUGCCUCAAGGAGAAGGGCCUCAAGCCUGGAGUGGUUUUCACCUCCAAGCUGCGCAGAUCAGUCUGCACAGCGUGGCUGGCGCUGAUGGAGUCAGACAACGUCACUCUGCCCAUCAUCAACUCCUGGCGUCUCAAUGAGCGGCACUACGGUGAGCUGGGCUGGGUUAUUAGAAAGUACGGUGGGCAAUUCAGCUACAUGAUUGUUCGGCUUUUCCAACUUCGAUGUCUCGGCAUGGCUGGUCAAGGUGGAAGUCUUGCCGCCGCUCUCCAGGAGCUGCAAGAAGCGCGGCAGCAGCUCCGCAACGUCCUCUUCAGGGCGACUGCAGAGGACUCACGCCCGGCAGGAGGCAGUGGAGGUGGCAGAAGUGGAAGCGGUGGCAAGACAAGAUUGCGGUUCCUGGGCCAUGCCUCACAUCGACGCUGCGGGCUCUUCCUGCUGCGUGUGUCGUUCCGAGCCUGGGCCGGCGAGGCGAAGUCGAAGUCCGGCUACUGCCCAGUGUUGGCAGAGCUCCACUUUCGCCUCCGGAACAGGGCAGGGCUUCUCCGAGCGCUCUCCGCCUGGCGGCUCUCUCUGCGCCGCGAUGCCCGCCUGCGCAGGCAGGAGAGGUUGGCACAAACCCACGCUGCAGAAGUGGCAAGAGCCGCAGGAGCCCAGCAUGUGAGUGAGGGGCGCCUGGAGCUGCUCUGUUCCAGGCUGGCCUCCUCCACUGCAGCUGCCUGUCUCUCAAGGCGGGCAUUCCUGGUGUGGCGAUAUCACUACCACGAGGCACAGUUGGAGGCAGUUGCCGAGAAGUCCCAGGCGAUCCAGACCGAGACUUUGCGUCUGAGCAUGAGCGGCGAGGCAGACAAGGCUGUGGCCCUGCUGUCUGCCCGUGAAGCAGCGCUGGAGUGCGAGUUGGCGACGCCGCUGCCUCGUUGCGACGAGCUCAUCUUCCAGCUGCUGUCAGCAAGAGGCCCCUCCCUUCGCUACGCCAUCCUGCGUCCUUGCUGGCGGCGUUGGCGUCUCCGGGCUUCGUAUGGGCUUUCCUGGAUGCGCCAGAGGGGCGUGCACGUUACACUGGGCUGUCAACAUCUUCCUUGCUUCGAAGCCCGACAGCUCCUUGCGCGAGUCAUCCGGACCUGGCACUACGGCUGUGGUGGCGUUCAUCGGCGGCUGCCCAUAUGGUGCCAGGAGCGAGGCUCAGCAACGGCUCGCGGCUUCCAGAUGGUUGCAGACAUGUCGCUCCAAAGGCAGCGCUUGUGGCUUUUGCGAUGCUCUUUCGGUGCAUGGGUUUGCUUGGGAUGCUUCCUCCCGAAGCGGCGCCUCCUUGGGGCGGGGACAGCGCGACAAGCUGCGGACCUGGACUUGGUGUGCCAUCUUCGGUGGACGGCCUCACAGAGGCCACCCAGGCGGCGCGCAGAGCAGGGUCUGGGCAAGGAAGACUGGAGCAAGCUGGAGAAUCUGCAGGUUCUGCGGCAUCUGGAGUGCCUUCAUGCCCUGACGGCGCGCGCGGUGCUGCGGGCCUGGCGACUGCAAGUGGCCAAGGAGAUGGCCUUCAAUGCGAUGUUGAUGUUGCCAGAUGAUCAGGACCUCCAAGCCCUGGAGUUCCUCGAUUCCGUCUCGGCGUUCUCCGGGGCGAGUCCCUCCCAGCAGUGGGAUCGGCAGCACGUCGAAGGUGUCGAUCAACCUCGGCUUGAGCUGCCUGCUCUCAGUGGUCCACUGGCGCAGCCUCUGCUGCCAGUGCCGCGGGCGCAGCGCGCGCAGCAGCCCGGCAACUCCCACAACGAGCGGUCCAGUUGGGUCCAGUCCAGGCUCUGGUCUCCAGUCUCCGAAGAUGUGGAUGACAUGGAAUUCGGUCCUGAUGUUUGCGACUGUUCACUGUUCAAGCAAGCCCUCCUAGAGCGCUGGUCAACGGAUGACCUCGCCGCAGAGCUAUUGGACAAGUUCUCGAAAUGCCAGACUCGACGCAGCAGCUCUGCUACCCCGUACCGGCAUGACCUCGACUUCGAGAGCCAUACACCAGUCGGUGUUGGCUGCGUGCGCUAUGGAUACCUCCUCAUCACGCCCUCGGCGGUUGACUCGUGGCUCAAGACCUACGACGGCAUGCCACCGGCCGUGGAUUUGGAGGACGAGAGGCAUCCUGCAAACGACACCCUGUACGAGACGGUGCCAAAAGAUGCACUACCAGGUGCAGAAUCCGUGCGAAUGACGGCUGGAUCCUCAGCGGGGCCUUUCACCUCUUUAUCCAAGGGGCUCAACUCUGGUCUUGUCGCUGCGCCGCCUUUGAGCCGUGCCCAGGUCGACCGUGUCCUGCCUUUUUGGCACGAUCAAAUCGCUCCUUGUGCAACGCCGGCAAGUUCAGGGUAG
Symbiodinium sp. CCMP2456 is the source of this 2460-nucleotide messenger RNA. The record is from the annotation of a GenBank genome assembly. NCBI's taxonomy places the organism in Eukaryota, Dinophyceae, Suessiales, Symbiodiniaceae.